Messenger RNA from Oryza brachyantha (malo sina), 1699 nucleotides. RefSeq names its product dof zinc finger protein DOF3.2-like. The coding region runs from base 416 to 1306 and encodes 296 amino acids. Gene Ontology annotation, molecular function: DNA-binding transcription factor activity; DNA binding. Gene Ontology annotation, biological process: regulation of DNA-templated transcription. The record is from RefSeq and is a predicted model, not a curated record. The transcript is spliced from 2 exons. Lineage: Eukaryota; Viridiplantae; Streptophyta; Magnoliopsida; Poales; Poaceae.
ACCGAGUCGAUCACCAACCCCCGCAUCACAUCGUCCGACUAGCUAGCUCCUCUCCUCCUCUCUUCCCUUCUACCUCCACUGACUUCUUCAUUAUCCAGUAUCCAGCGCCUCCAUGGCUACCUAGCUAGCUAGCUUCUUCUUGUUGUUGUUGCUAUGUUCUUCUUACUAGCUAGAUCCAUCGAUUAGUCCGAGCUCUCUUAUUGUGCUAAUUGUGUUCCGUCGUCUAUCCUUCGAUUAUUCGUCGACAAUCCUAGUGCAUCGCAUGGAGUAGUGUUAGUUAAUCACCCGGCAGAGAUAGUCGCAGGAGUAUCAUCUAUCUAAUCUACGUAUAGGUUUUUCUUUGCUUGAACGUAACUUUGAUUCGGCAGAACAGCACGACGGCAGAUAUAUAGCUAGAGGAAAGAGGCGGCGAUCGAUGAUGGCAGGAGCUCCCCCGAUGCAUAUUUGCAUGGACUCCGACUGGCUCAAGGGCAUCGUCCCCGAGGAGCACGGGAUGGGGUCGUCGUCGCCGUCGGGAGAGCUGAUCGCGUGCCCGCGGGCGCCGAUGCAAGCGGCGGCGGACCGCCGGCUGCGCCCCCAGCACGACCAGCCGCUCAAGUGCCCGCGCUGCGAGUCGACGCACACCAAGUUCUGCUACUACAACAACUACAGCCUCUCGCAGCCGCGUUACUUCUGCAAGACGUGCCGCCGCUACUGGACCAAGGGCGGCUCGCUCCGGAACGUCCCCGUCGGCGGCGGCUGCCGCAAGAACAAGCGCGCGCCGCCCAAGAAGGCCGCGCCCGGCCCCGCCGUGGCGGCGGCGCUGCAAGGCCGGCACAUGGAGACCGGCCUCCACCUUUCCUUCUCCGGAAUGCAGCAUCAGCUGGCGCCGGCGCCGCCGCCGACCGCGGCCGACCCGCUCUGCAGCCUCGGCCUCUUAGACUGGAAGCAGUACGACCCCGUCUUCUUGGGCUCCGGUGGGUCGCCCGGGGCGCUGGAUAGCGCGGGCUCGGAGGCGCAGUUCAUGGGUGCCGGCAUGAUGGGCAUUGCCGCCGGCGGCGGCGCGGAGUACCAUGCACUGAGCGCGCUCCGGUACGCGGCUGGCCUCGGCGAGCAUCUGGCGCUGCCGUUCGGCGCUGGGCGGGCGGAGCACGAUGCCGUCGAGGUGAAGCCGGCGGCGGCGGAGAGGUUGCUGUCGCUCGAGUGGUGCGGCGAGGCGAGCCGCGCGGCGCCGGAGAGCUCCAUCAGCUCGCUGAGCGGGCUGGGCCUGUGGAGCGGCAUGAUCAGCGGCGCCCACCAUCACCAUGGCUCUUCCGCUGCCAUCUGAGAGAGGCUGAGCGUGCGAAGGGACACAUGCACGUCGCCGCUGCAAUCUGCAAACAUUAGCGGUUUGCUAAUAGCAUUAACAAGUAUGACUACGUAGAAUUGUUUGGCUUUAAUUUCUUGCUGCUGUUUUCCAUCUUCUCAAGCAUGGUUAUUACCUGUUUAUCUUCAUCGUUUUCCAAGUCCUGGUGAUGUUCUGCUGUUGUUCCAGUUCAUCCAAACUGUCGUGCAUGGUUCUGUUAAACACGAUGCUGGCUUGCUAGAGAUUAUAAAUUUGUUCUACAUGUUCAGUUUCAUAAGUAUUUUUUUCUAUGUUGUGUGGGAAACAAAAAAAAAAUCAAACAGGCAUGACAGUACGAAGAAUUUUGUAUCUGGCAUAAACAAAUGAUUCAGUGCA